Molecule: messenger RNA, 2736 nt
Organism: Cercospora beticola
Lineage: Eukaryota; Fungi; Ascomycota; Dothideomycetes; Mycosphaerellales; Mycosphaerellaceae
Source: RefSeq, a predicted model, not a curated record
CCUACACUCGCCUCAUCUUUGACCACACCCACAACACUCUGCGACCGCAGUCGGAUGAUUUUACUACUUGAAACUGCCGCCCAGCCCCAUAUCGUGUCAAGGCCGGCGCGAAGUGUUCACCUGCGAUGCACCAUUUAGCCGACACGCUCCACACUACCUCCUACGUGACUGCACCAUCUCAUUCUAAUGACAGCUCUUCGCCUCCGGAGAGCAUGGCAGAUAGGCUGAGUAUCAUGUUUGCGUGGGUCGCCAAGUAGAAUAAUGUAGCUAAUCUUGGAGACUUCAAGGACCAUGUGCAUGCGGCACAGCUAACGAGCCGCCGCUGUACGGCGCAGUUGACUCUAAGCGCCAGACCUUGCAAGGAAGACAUAUUCUUAUAAUGCCGAUCACAACACUGCUCUUACACGAUAGAUCCGGUUCUCAAGCCUCAUCACUUUCAUUUUGCUCGCAGGUCGUCUUGCCGCAGCUGCACUGCAGCAUUUUCGUUAGUUCCUUCUGUCUUUUCAUCUACCCAUCAUGCAGCAUACCGGCCCUUACCCUCGCAGGACACAUUGGCCCACGUUCGCUCUUCUGCUAGGCUCAUUACUCUUUGGAAUCUGCUUAGGGAUCGGACAUCAUGCAUUUUACCAAAGCCUUCACAAAUCUCAAGUCUCAGGACAGCCGUUCACCAUGGCAGGAUGGAAGACAUCGCGGCAACAGCUUAUUUCUGUCGGUGGAACGGCUUUUGCUUUUGUCUUCAAGGCCAGUCUGGUACUCUGUGCGACGAUCGCAUACAUGCAAGUUUUCUACCUUACCUUGGUGAACGGUACGUUCACUCUCGAAAAGCUGGACAGGUGGUUUUCCUCGCUGGAUGACAUUCGCUCGCUUGGCUGCGUGGCCACUUAUUGGAGGCAUCCGUGCCUCACUUUGAUGGCCAUCACUGCGUGGUUACUUCCUCUAGCCGCCAUCUUCUCACCAGCUGCGCUUUCACUCAGCUUUGAGGAGAUUACACCGUCUCCUAUGCGAUCGGUAUACGUUCCGCAACCAGCUUUUGACAGCCUCGCAUUCUGGAGUGUCACGCCAUAUAAUGGUAAUUACGUCAACACGACCAGUGGCCUUGUGUAUAGAAGUCCUGCAGAAAGUACGCAACGCAUAAUUCGCGCCGUUGCUGCAGGUGGCGAGAUCCUUCCAAUUACUCCCCCAGACACGAAUGCAUCCUGGACGUCAACUUUGGAACUGCCCAGGCUCUCAUGUACUACGCUUGACAAAGAGACGAGGGAAGCUGUCGAAGACAAUAUCUCACAAGCUAUAUAUGAGACCGGCGACGCAAAGUCUGGUCCAGCGCAUGGUUUCUCACAGGACACAGGGCCUUACCUGACGAGGGCUAUGUUCGCAUAUCUGGCUUGGGUGGGGUCUCCAAAUGGCAACUGGAAACUGCCUUUCCCACAAGCCGAUGCUAACCAGACAUAUUACUUGAAUGUGCAAGAUUAUUUGAAUGGUCGGAGUAACUACGCACAACUUGACAGUUGGUUCGGUGUGGUUCCUCGAGCCAGAGACAGCUCAAUCCCGGAGAAGUAUUCUUACUUCGAUACCAAAACCAACACAGCGCCACAAUGGAGUCUGAAAGAACCGGGAGAGCCCAUAGGUCUGGAUGACUGGGAGGGCUUCACCUGGCGGAAUCUCAGCAAGGUGUACCGUGAAAGCUACCGUGGAUUGUUUAAAUGGUACAUGGAGGAUGCAGUCUUUCUCAGGUGUCAGCUGGGAGCGGCCAAAUACACACUGAAUUUCUCCUACUCGAACCAAGCGCAACAUAUCCAAGUGUCCAGUGUCGAACCGACCUCACUCGUGCCCGCCAUAAAUAACAUCAAUUUCGAAGUCGACAGCAACGGCAGUCUGGUGCUGAAUGCUUGCAACUAUGGCUGCGAAGGGCCAACUCGCAGUCCAGCAGGAAUGCGGAGCCACUCUUACAUGGCGAUCUAUCAAUCUUUCAUGUCGCUUUUCGUCGGAGCUUAUCAGUACAGCACUGGCAAACUUGGCACCGCUAACAUGGACGGCCACGCUUAUUCGACCGAGAUCUUCUCUACUUCCCUGAUUGAAAGUAUCGAGAUCUCGAAGCUCGCUCUUUGGCAGCCAUCGGCUUCGAACAUCAGCAACGCUACUUCUGGUCCGGCCUACGACGACGCGGCGAGCCUCUAUGCUCCAGUGCAAACCAAGCCAGAGUCGCGAAAGCCUUUAUCGGAAAUGCUCGAAGAAUUAUUUUUCAAUGCAACAAUCUCAAUGGCAAGCUCUGAUGCUCUGCUGUACAACCAUUCGUCCCCUUACGCACCUCCACCCCAGAAUGUCACAUUUCGUGUGCACGGCAACGUCUACACGUACGAUGCGCAUAAACUUUGGAUACCGUAUGGCAUUGCGUUGGGUGUCAGCUUGCUGAACGUUAUCUGUGGACUCUGGGCAAUGUUGAGUGUCGGCGCAUCGUUCACAGCAGACUUUUCCAGCGUGGCGCGUAUUGCCAGAAACGCAGAUAUUGGUGCCGACUUGAGAGAGGAUCUCGCCGGGAAAGAUCCUCUGCCCAAGUAUAUGGCUCGAGCUACACUGGACUUGCAUGGCGAUCAGAAGUUGAGCAUUGGAAAGCCAGAGCUGGUCGUCCAGGAGGUCCGUCCUGACAAGGCCUGGGUCCAUAGCCGGGAGUAGAAGACACCAGCGUUUUACAUGCAUGACGACUACGCAUAGGAGAGUGACUUGAACAGCCAUAAUGCU